Setaria italica (foxtail millet) is the source of this 821-nucleotide messenger RNA. Its product is annotated as DNA-binding protein MNB1B. The record is from RefSeq and is a predicted model, not a curated record. Lineage: Eukaryota; Viridiplantae; Streptophyta; Magnoliopsida; Poales; Poaceae. The transcript is spliced from 7 exons. Bases 134 to 541 code for a protein of 135 amino acids.
CUCUCAUCAUCAUCGCUCUCCCUCGCCAGCACCGCAUUUCCCCAACCAAACUCUAAGCCUCCCCCCGCUCCCACAAUCCCAUCCUCACCGUCACCGGCGCCCUAGCCCUAGCAAACCCUAACCGCGCGCCGCCAUGAAGAGCAAGGCUGGCGCCGACGCCUCAUUCAAGGCCUCCGGUGCCAAGCGCAAGAAGGCCGGCGGCCCCAAGCGCGGGCUCACCCCUUUCUUCGCGUUUCUGGCUGAGUUCAGGCCGCAGUACCUGGAGAAGCACCCCGAGAACAAGGGCGUCAAGGAUGUGACAAAGGCAGCUGGGGAGAAGUGGCGCUCUAUGUCCGAUGAGGAAAAGAAGAAGUAUGGUGGGGGCAAGAAGCAGGAAGACAAGGCAAGCAAGCCCACAAACAAGAAAAAGGAGAGCACUAGCUCCAAGAAAGCCAAAACUGAUGGUGGUGAAGGUGAGGAAGCAGAAGGUUCUGACAAGUCCAAGUCUGAGGUUGAGGAUGAUGAUGAGCAGGAUGGCAACGAGGAGGAAGAUGAGGAGUAAAUAGUAGGAUGGGGAACAGCAGCUGUGCAAUUGGGUGUUUGCUUCUUUUGUACUUAGCUUGAUAUGCUGCUGUUCCUUUUGAUGUUAUAUGCUGUAAGGAGAACCUGUAGAUGGAAGGUACCCUAGGGCUAUGACAUGCUGGAGUGCCCGUUUAACUAUUAGCAGGGAAAGAGCCGGAUACUGUUGCCAGCCUCAUCCGCAUGUGUAAACAGUUGUUUUGCUUGUUCUAUCGAACGAUUGGGUGACUACCCCCUGCAGUUGGUUUGCUGUUAAUUGUUUC